AUGGCAUCCAAUCAUGGGGACGACUUAUCUAGACAUCGACUGCGCUUUAGUGACAUGGUUGAUGAGCCAUUACGAAUGCUACCACCUAUUGAAGGCUUUCAGAAGAUGCCUUUGGUCUCUCUGGAAGAAGCCGUUAAACCACUCAUCAAGCACAUUCUUGAUGUAGAGCGUUACGCAUUAGAUGCCAAAAAGAAAAGUCAAGAGCCAUCAGACUAUGGUCUCUCUAUAGAUGAAUGUGCCUCAAUACGGCUAUAUACAAUGGAAUGGACUACAAAAGAACAAAGUCUCUACUUCAUUAUGAACGAUAAACUUCGAUCUGAAGAUCGAUCUAUUUUAAAAGAUUGGUUUCUUUAUUUGAAGCUAAUUCUCACCGGCUUGAUGAAGAUUCCAUCAUCUCGUCAGAAUCUCUUUCGAGGAGUGAACUUGAACCUCUCCGCAAAAUAUCAACAAGGAGUACCUAUUAUUUGGUGGGCGUUUUCAUCCUGUACAGAUUCGAUGGAAGUAGUCAAACAUUUCUGUGGUAAAACAGGUGAAAGAACUAUUUUCGAGAUCAAUUGUUAUUCUGGUAAAGAUGUACGCAAAUAUUCGGACUAUAUUAAAGAAAACGAAGUUCUACUUAUUGCUGCCACACAAUUUGAACUCGUGGCAAAGGUCGACAAAGGUGAUGGACUGACCAUUAUUCAGUUGAAAGAAACUGAACCACUGUAUCCUCUUAUUGAAAAGGGACCGAUUCCAAAUCAUUCUGCAACAUUACUCCAACAGCUAGAGUUUAAGACACCGAUUAAAUCUCCCGUACAUUUUUCUAAAACUGAACAACCACAAAAUAUACCCUCGUUACAUAUAUCCGCUCAAAGUGACCGUAAUCCAGAAAUUCGUCGUCAAAUUGAUCGAAUUCAACCUCGUUCACAAGCAAUUAUUGAAGGUCAGCGAGUGAGUAAAGAAGACAUGAAGGAUGUGGUUGAACAGAUCAUCAUUGAAAAACGAUGUCCGACAAUUCAAAUACGCAAUGCUAAGAUAACAGGCGAAAGUCUAGAAGAGCUUGGCAAAGGGAUAAAUAGAAGUACUACGUUGAACGAAGUUGAUCUUAGCAGCAAUCGUUUGUCGAGCGGCGAUCUGUAUCUCUUGAUGAGAGAACUGUCGGCUCCUCCAAUGCAUACCGUGGAACAGUGGAGAUGCUUUGGAUGCGUAAAAACGAAGGUAAGAACAGACAGAUAUUAUCAUAGAAUUGCAGUAAGAAUCAUCAACGCGAAGAGGUACUUGACUUUCCUCGAUGCUUCUUCACAUCUUCAUGAACCAAAAAGCACAAGGCGUGCGCCUACAUGAUCAACAAAUAUACCUAGGAUGAACAUGAAGAUAUUGCAGACAUGUCAAUUGCUCACAACUGACAAACACCCGAGACUACCGAUGUGAUUUUUUUUCUCGAAGAUCUUGUUUAUUGAGGGUGUGGGUGUGCGUGAAGAAGAGAAUGACAGCCACACCAACAUCCUAGUAGAAAUUACUUUCUAGAAUUUAUCAUGAGCUACGAUGUGCGAAUAUUUAUCAUUAAAUAUGCUCGAUGAAACAUUUUCUGUAUCAGAAACGAUUCAGUACUGCUGAUAUUUCGUCGAUCUAGACCAAGUGAAUAUGAUCAGACCUUGUAAAAUUGAGAGCUAGCUAGAGUAACUUAUCUGAAUAGAUAGAGAAAAUUACAGAAUAAGGCAAGAAAUCAAUAUUUUGAUUUGACUCACUAUCACAUACGUGGAAUGUCAGGAGAAAUGGGAAGAGCAAUCAAGACUGAAGUGUAGACAUUCGAUAGCACAUCUCUCUGGACUAACAUGAACAAAAAGCAUCUUACCAGCGCAAAAUAAAGCAAGAGAAUUGUAAAAGAAAAGCAAUCAUCAAUGUCUCUUGCAUCAGUAGCUUGUCGCUCAAGUAAAUCUAAGCUGUGCACCAGAUCAAAAUGGGCCGCUCAGUAUUCUCGCAGUAAUUUUUUCAAUUUUCACUCAACUCAGCUAUUUCUUUUCUCUAAAAAUUCUCCAUGUCAAACUCUACAAAACAGUCGUCUUUAUAUUAUUGCUAAUAGUUUCCAUCAUUUUGAGAAAUGCAAUACAAUCGAUUCUUCGAAUAAGCGCAACUUUCAAAGAACAAAAGUUUCCGAAUGUUUUCCAUUUCACACAAGAAUUUUCAUUGUUUAAUCAAUUUUGUUUCUCACUUGAGUUUGUCGCAAUCAAUUGCUCUGACAAGUUCAACUUAGAUUAAGACGGAGCUCACCAAUCAGUUGAGCAUUCCUCAAUGAAGUCGCUUUAUGAAACACUUUGAUAUAUACAAUUUUUUUCAUCAAUCGAUUCUUCAUGAAAAAGUAGGAUUACGAAAAUAUUUUAAGGUUUCUACGACGUUUUUUGACAGAGUUAUAUGCACUGGAACAUGAAGAGGAUCUGAGAAACGUGAAAAAUAAUCAUUUUCUUUCUUUUGUCUUGUUUCGUCGUUAUCUUGGUCAUUUGUUGUCCGUUCAUGUCGAGAGACAUCUCAUUUGAAAGAACACGUAACACUGCAUAAAAAGACACCUUUUAUUGUUUUUGUUAUAAAUAAGUCUUUUUAUUAAAAACAUUUUCUUUCUAAAAACUUCACAUCGUUUUAAUCGAGCUUUGUUCGAUGUAACCCUCUUUUUAGUAUGAUAAAAGACCCACGAGAAACUUUAAUUUAGUUCAGCUUGUUGAGCAUUGCCUCCUCUACAAAAUUAUGAUAGAGAGUUUGAAAAAAGAAAUUUCAGAAAAGGCCGAAAAAAACUGGAAAACACCAUUCGGUGACAUAAAGUUUUGGGUCUUUUAUUGCUUUUUUUUAAGCCAGUUUCUGUUAGAAAAAUGGCGAUUUGAUGAAAACUAAUAUCAUAUUCGGAAUCAACAUCAAAACCUGAGUCGAUCUUUAUGUAUCUCAGAUAUUUACGAGAAAUUUUUUUUUCAUCGAAAAAUUCACCCCAACUCCUCCGCAGGGUUAGACCAAAACAUUAAUUUCACCAUAAGUCUAUUUUCAUGCCUCAAAGAUUUUCCAAUUUGCGCUCUAUUAUCAUUUUGUACGGGUUAGAGCCUGUUUCUUAGCCCCCGAAUAAAGUUUUCGUGAAAUUCAUUUUUUCGCUCAACCCUGAGGAAGAAUUCAGGACUGUGUCUAAAAAUGAAUUUCUUUAAAAUUCUGUUUUCAUGGUUUAGACAUCUGCAAUUUCGUGUUAAAGUUUCAUUUUAUAACCCUAAAACUUGGUUGCCUCUGCUAAAAUAACAUUUUGGUGAAAUUGGUGUUUUUGGUCUAACCUUGAGGGGGAGUAGGGGUGAAUUUUUCGAUGAAAAACAAAUUUCUCGUAAAUAUCUGAGAUACAUAAAGAUUGACUCAGGUUUUGAUGUUGAUUCCGAAUAUGGUAUUAGUUUUCAUCAAAUCGCCAUUUUUCUAACAGAAAUUGGCUUAAAAAACGCAAGAAAAGCACAAAUUUAUGUCACCCAAUGGUGUCUUCCAAUUUUUUUCGGCCUUUUCUGAAAUUUCUUUUUCAAACUCUCUAUCAUAAUUUUGUAGAGGAGACAAUGCUCUACAGGCUGAACUAAAUUAAAGUUUCUCUUGGGUCUUUUAUCAUAUUACAAAAAGGAUUACAUUGGAAAAAGCUUGAUUAAAACAAUGUGAAGUUUUUAGAAAGAAAAUUUUUUUAAUAAAAAGACUUAUUUAAAAAAAACAAUAAAAGGUGUCUUUUUAUGAAGUGUUACGCACUCUUUCAAAUGAGAUGUCUCUUGACCUGAACGGACAACAAAUGAUCGAGAUAACGACGAAAUAAGACAAAAGAAAGAAAAUGAUUACUUUUCACGUUUCUCGGAUCCCCUUCAUGUUUUAGUGCCUAUAACUCUGUCAAAAAACGUCGUAGAAGCCUUAAAUUUUUUUCAUAAUCCUACUUUUCCAUGAAGAAUUGAUUGAUGAAAAAAGUUGUCUAUAUCAAAGUUUUUCAUAAAACUCACUUUCUCAAUGGACUCAUAAACUUUCUUAAGUAGACUAAAUGUCUAAAUCGAGACUAUCUGGAGGCGAAUGAUUUUGUCAAUAAAUGAUGAAAAAUUGUUUCGACACCAUGUCUGUGUGCGAUGAUGCGAGUGAGGCUUUACGCCGUUCUAUUGAAAGACGUAAUCGCUACUGAAACUUUAAGUCUCAUUUUUCAAUCAACAGGAAGCAGUUUUUCAAUAUGACAGGUGCGAUCAGUCGUUCAGCCAUCCAAGGUUACCCGACAUGAGAUAACCUUCAGAACAAAAUUCAACCAAACCAUAACUUUUUGUGGAAACUAUCGGUCUUGCUUAGUACCAGCUUUUUCAUUAGGAUCAGCACGAUUGACUACUUACACUUCAUUGUUCUCAGAAUUAUAGACAUAAUCGAUAUAAAAGAACUUCUCAUCCCAAAAGAGAAUUUUGAGAACUCCUUCUUUUCCAGAAGUUUUUGCGAACAUAGUGUCCCAACUAUUCCGUUUGAUCUUCUGGUUAUCCGACAGUGAUGAUUUUAUUACUUUUUCUUUGAAAAAAAUGUAGUCCUAAAUCGUUUUUUAAUAUUUGCCAGACAGUUGUCGCAGAGACACCAAGCUCCAUUGAUAGUUGCUAAGCUGG
Rotaria sp. Silwood2 is the source of this 4598-nucleotide messenger RNA. Lineage: Eukaryota; Metazoa; Rotifera; Eurotatoria; Philodinida; Philodinidae. The record is from the annotation of a GenBank genome assembly.